Molecule: messenger RNA, 1740 nt
Organism: Grus americana (Whooping crane)
Lineage: Eukaryota; Metazoa; Chordata; Aves; Gruiformes; Gruidae
Gene: ZNHIT2
Product: zinc finger HIT-type containing 2
Exons: 1
Coding region: 470-1534 (354 amino acids)
Source: RefSeq, a predicted model, not a curated record
AAGUGGGUCCCUGAGGAGGUGGGGGGGCAGUUAAUGAACACUCAUUAGCGAGAGAGAGGUAAUUAGAGCUAAUUAGCGGGGGGGUGUUGUGGUAAUGAGAGGGGAGCAGCGCACAGGUGUUUGGAGAGGGGUUCUGUAUGGGGUGGCGGAAAUAGCCGAGCGCUGCCGGAAAUACCCGAGUGACGGCGGGGGAGAGCCGAGCGGGGACGGAAAGAGCCGAAGCGGAGUCGAGCAGGAGUGGGAGGAGCCGUAGAGGGGGCGGGGCGAGCCGAGCCGAGCGGCGCCGAAGCGAGGGUGGGGGGGAGCCGAGCACUACCGAGCGGCGCCGAAGCGAGGGUGGGGGGGAGCCGAGCACUACCGAGCGGCGCCGAAGCGAGGGCGGGGCGAGCCGAGGGCUCCCCGAGCGGCGCCGAAGCGUGACCGGAAAUACCCGAGGCGGAACCGGAAGAGACGACAGUCAUUCGCCAAGAUGGCGGCGCCCGGUGAGGAGGCGCCGUGCGGGCUGUGCGGUGCCGCCGCCGCCCCUUACACCUGCCCGCGCUGCAACCGCCGCCUCUGCUCCCUCAGCUGCUACCGGGGCCACGGCGGCUGCGCCGAGGCCUUUUACCGCGAACAGGUGCUACAGGCCCUGGAAGCCGAGCGGGAUACCCCGCCGAGCCGUCACCGCCUGGACUCCGCCUUCCACCGGCUACAGCAACUACGCGAGGCCGAGGAUUCGAGUGGAUGCGUAGGCCGCGACCUGUGGGAGAGUCUCAGCCCGGCGGAACAAGCGGGUUUUCACCGGUUGUUAAACUCGGGGGAGGCGGCGAAGCUCCUGCCGCCCUGGAGACCGUGGUGGUGGCGGCGGGACCGACCCAAACCCGCGGUGGAGCCACCAAAAUCCCGAGAAGAGGAGGAGGAAACCUCGGUCGGUCCCGCGCCCCCUUUCCCCGCCAUCAUCCCCCCUCUGAGCAGCCUCCCUGCCCCUCCUCCCUCCCCGCUUCUCCCCUUCCAGCUUCCCAACGUCCUUUACGCGUACGCCUUCGCCCUCAGCCUGCACGGCGGCGACGAGACGCUUCUCCCCGAACUCCCCGCCGCCGCCAUUGACGUCUCGGCCGCCCUCCGCUCCCGGCGUCCUUUCUCCUCCACCGCCGAAGCCCUCGGCGUCGCUCGAUACGACGCCGAAACCGCCGGUUACCCACGAUGCCCUUUGGGCGAUGCCGGGACGGUUUUGGCCGUCGCUCAGCUCUUGGAAGGACGGGACGGGGAAGGAAACGCCGACGUCGUCAUCGCUUUGGGUCAUUUGGAAGGAUUGUUACGAAAGGGAAAACGGGAUGUAGAGGAGGAAGAACGACGUCGGUUCGUUAAAGCCCGGCGGAAGUGUCGGUACCUGUUGGCGUGGAGCUGGGAGACGACGACGGCGGCGACGUUGGCGCGACUGGCGGGUGAGGCGCGGCGCGUUCACGCUGCCAUGACAGAGGCGGAGCUCGUUAGCAGCGGGGUUAACGGAGUACGGGGGUCGAGGGAGAAGAAGCUCAUCGAGGAGUUGGAUUAACGGACGACGCUCGUUAACGAGCACGGGGACAAACGGCGUGAGGGAGAGAAUGUGAUCGUUAAGGAACCAGAUUAACGAACGGAGGUUGAGCCGGUGCUGGGAAAGCGGCUCGUUAAGGGACGGGGCUAACGAACAAACACACCACGUGCCCCCCGGGGGCUGUUUUGGGGGGUCGCUACCCCAGGAAUAAACCCGAAGCCUAACGA